GUUAUUUCAUGAAUAGGGUACUGAUUUGAUUUGUUGUUGUAUUUUGUGAAACCUUGGUGGUCAGGCCAAAAACAAUGUCUCGCUGUGCCCCGAGGUGUGUAACAAAGAGUGCCACGAGGCUUUUCAACCUCACACGCGCUCUCUCCAUUGAGGCGCGCGAGCAGAAGGUCGAGCGCAUCGCCACCGAGCUUCUCAACCUCAACAGGUUCGAGAGGCACGACUUCACGGUCCUCUGGCGGCUCAAGAUGGGUCUACACCGCUAUGACGCCGCCCCGGUGGCCGGCGUUGCGACGCCGUCCGUCGUCGGCGCGAAGGUCGGUGCUUCCGUGGCGGUGGAGAAGACGGCGUUUGAUUUGAAGUUGGAGAAGUAUGAUGCUGCUGCCAAGAUCAAGAUCAUCAAAGAAGUUAGGUCUUUCACUGAUUUAGGGUUGAAGGAAGCCAAGGAAUUGGUGGAGAAGGUUCCUUGUGUUUUGAAGAAGGGGCUCACCAAGGAGGAGGCUAAUCCCAUCAUGGAGAAGCUCAAGGAGUUGGGCGCUGCUGUUGUGUUGGAGUGAUGAUUCUGAAUUUUUUUUCUUUGUGUUCUAGAGUUUUGUGUCAGUUGUAGAAUAAUUGGAACUUGUUUGUGGGUAAUAAUGAUGAAUGAUGAAUGAUAGAUGGUAAGUUAUAUAUUAUUAUUAUUAUUAUUGUCCCACUUCCCUCCUUUUUUUAAUGUUUUGUUGGUAGGUUGAUAGUUUUUGUGAUAUGACAUUCUUAAUUUCAAUUGAAGUAAUAUUGAAUAUUGAUGACCA
Molecule: messenger RNA, 788 nt
Organism: Glycine soja
Lineage: Eukaryota; Viridiplantae; Streptophyta; Magnoliopsida; Fabales; Fabaceae
Product: 50S ribosomal protein L7/L12-like
Exons: 1
Coding region: 75-554 (159 amino acids)
Biological process (GO): translation
Cellular component (GO): ribosome
Molecular function (GO): structural constituent of ribosome
Source: RefSeq, a predicted model, not a curated record